Molecule: messenger RNA, 750 nt
Organism: Colletotrichum orchidophilum
Lineage: Eukaryota; Fungi; Ascomycota; Sordariomycetes; Glomerellales; Glomerellaceae
Exons: 1
Coding region: 1-750 (249 amino acids)
Source: RefSeq, a predicted model, not a curated record
AUGUCCUCCUCCGCAAAGACCAUUCUCUUCCUCGGAGCCACUGGCGGCUGCGGACUCUCAGCUCUGCGCCGCUCCCUGGACGCCGGCUUCACGUGCAUCGCCCUGUGCCGCACGCCGUCCAAGCUGACCUCCGUCCUCCCGUCCGAAAAAUACCCCAACCUCCGCAUCGAACAGGGCAACGCCCACGACGCCGACGUGAUUGCCCGAUGCGUCGUCUCGCCCCUUGACCCGACCCGCUUUGUAGACGCUGUCGUCUCCUCCAUCGGCGCCUGGUUCGAGCUGCGCAAGAUGAAUCUAGAGGAUGUCCACGUCUGCGAGAAGGGCAUGAUUGUAUUGCUCGACGCCAUCAAGAAGCUGCGCACGGAAAAGGGUGUCACUGGAAAGCCGCGCGUCAUUGGCCUCAGCAGCACCGGCAUUUCCAAGUUUGGGAGGGAUACGCCUCUCGUCAUUCAGCCUCUCUACAAGGGACUUUUGCACACCCCGCACGAGGACAAGAAGGCCAUGGAGGAACUCCUCUUUGCUAGCGACGAGGCCUGGACUGUGGUGCGCGCCAGCUUCUUGACCAACGGAAAGGAGCAGCCGGCAGGAACGGUCCGGGUUGGCGUCGAAGACCCUGUCAAGGGUGUCGAGGAACUGGCUAUUGGGUACAGCAUUGCACGUGAAGAUGUUGGCAAGUGGAUGUUUGAAAACAUCUUGCAAAAGGAUGGAGACGACAGAUAUGUCGACAAAGUUGCUACUGUCACCUACUGA